Molecule: messenger RNA, 933 nt
Organism: Arvicanthis niloticus (Nile rat)
Lineage: Eukaryota; Metazoa; Chordata; Mammalia; Rodentia; Muridae
Source: RefSeq, a predicted model, not a curated record
CUGCUUUAGACACAUCCUAUAUCAUCAGGCCUGGGAGGAGUGUGUCUGAGACCAGGCUGUUGUGACCUUGAGAGUCAGACCGCUAGAAAUCUGGACACCUGUGUUUACAGACCAGACCUGUGGGAUGUGGGAUGAGGAGCACAUCUCUGAGGCACCAGGAGCAGUUGAGAAGGCUUCAGACAGAGAAAGGGACCCACAGCAUCCGUUGGCCACGCCUGAAUUGGGCAAACCAACUCUGAUCUUGCCUCUCUGUGGAGAAUGCAGCUUCAAGGACCUGUCUUUGUAGGUGGGCCCCUCCUCGGGCCCAUUCUGAUUUGGAUGUUCACUCACCAGCUAUCCAGUCGGUGUGAGGAUGAGAGGAAGUUACCUUGGUGCCCACCCCGCAAGGUCAUAUUGCUUGUGUGGGCGACCAUCUACUCUGUCAUGGGCUAUGCCUCCUACCUGGUAUGGAAGGACCUUGGAGGAGGCUUCCGGUGGCCCCUAGCACUGCCCCUUGGCCUCUACUCUUUCCAGCUGGCCCUCAGCUGGACCUUCUUGAUGCUCUUCUUGGCAGCCGACAGCCCUGGGCUGGCCCUCCUGGACCUCUUACUGCUCUACGGACUGGUGGCAAGCAUGGUGUUUAUCUGGCAGCCAAUCAACAAGCUGGCUGCUCUGCUCCUACUGCCCUACCUGGCCUGGCUCACUGUGACCACAGCCAUCACCUACCGCCUAUGGAGGGACAGCUUGUGUCCAGCGUACCAGCCUUAGCCCUCUGAGGAGAGCAACUGAGGCACCAGGAUGCAGAAUGGAGGGAGGACGGCAAGAAUCUGGAGUAGCUGUGGAGCUGAUGUGGCCGCUCUCCUGGAUCUUCCUGUCACCCUUUCUCCUUAGACUUCAGAGAUAGAAAAGAAGGAGUGCUUUCUGACACGCAAUAAAAUCCUGUUGUUGCCCUUG